AAAAUUCCAUAGCAAUUAUGCAGAUUUUAAUGCUUACAAUGUUGAGUCAUGUCCAGUGCGGAUCAAAACAUUUAUUAAUAUAAAAUGACCUGACUAUAUCGAUUUUCCCUCCCAACCAGUACAUCAAUCUGCCCUUCAUUAGAAUCGCCAACAGGUGACUUGGGAUUGGUUUGGUUUGACUACAGUGAUUCCCUAACAUGGGAUAAUUUUUGUUACCGAACAUCGAUCAGAUCCAAAACUUUUGUCUUGGAGCCGGCCGCGGAUGGAUGACCGAGACACAGAGCUUCUCCCACACCCACGCCGAGUUCCUCUCACUCCAUUGAUCAGGCUCCCGCUCAGAUGGCACAGGUCCGUUAUACCCCGAUCCCACCACGUCACUCGGGUACGGUCCACCUUUUGUUACACUCAGCCAAACAAAAGAUGACCUUAUCUGAAUUUUUUAACUUGCAGUAAACUUACAAAGAGAGGGAUAAAUGUACACCGACACCUCCCAGUCGCCCAAACCGUGCACACUGAACCAUCGCUCCAACUUCGACACACUUGCAGUUUCGUCGAUCUUUGCAAUAUUGUUUUAAAAUGCAAAGCCUAUUAAUUAACAAUGCACGGUGCGCAGAAAUGCGAACCGUUUCACAGCGCUGCUCCAAAGAGAACAUGCACGCCGGUGCAAUCUUUGUUGUUCCAGACCACAGAUGCCAAUUUCCCUGAUCUUUCGGCGUCUGCUGAUUUGUUGUCUCACUUCAUCAGAACUUGGAGAAACACGGGCAGAGAAGGGAUGCAGAGUGCAACGUAAUGAACGAUCCGUCAUUAAGGACGCCGGGCUGUUUGUAAACACGGGUGUGCACCGGAGCUCGGAGACCGCGCUACCCGACACGGGCUCCACGUUAACCGGUUGCAUUGCUGCCAAACCUCCCCCCAAAUAAUCCCCCGUGCAAAACCGACUGGACUAUUUCCUGGUGAGGAAGUACACAUGAGCGGAACUGGCGAAGGACCAAAUUGUGGUCGUGGUUAUUGUGGAUUCCGGGAGAUUACUGCUGCUGAAACUAUUGGGGGAAUUUUUUUAAAAAAACAAGUCGUGUCUCAUCUGGGGGAAAAAGUGUUAUUAUAGAAUCAACGUCAGUCUGCACUGUGGAGACCUGGUCAAUUUCACUUGAGAAUUUGGUCAAUUUCACCUGGGGAUUUUCUUGUCAAUUUUACUUGGAAUUUUGUCAUUUUCUGUCCGGAUGGUCGGCUCGCUUGGAAUUAUUAUGGGAAUAUUGGAAUAAUUUCUCCAUCCAAGUUAUAAACGGAUUCUUCUCUUGCGGAUUUCUGUCCCGGUGAUUUAUUAAUACACAGGCGACGCGCAUCUUUAGUCAUCGUCUCCUGCAAAGUGCUUUGGCUGGGCUUUGUGGAAUUGCUAUUGUUGAUUUUAUUGAGGGAAAAUAUAUUUUAGCCGUAACCUUUCUGUGGGGAAUUCGUGGGUGUGCAAUGGAUGGCCCGCGGUGCAGUGGGCUUCGCCGGAGUAGGCGAUCCAGAGCUCAGAGAAACCGAGACAGGAAGGCAAAGGGAGGAGGAGGUGGCGGUGGUGGAGGCAGUUCGAGGGCCGUCAGCACUCUAUCCUCAUCGGGGUCUGAGCGAGAGGGCAGCAACAAAAAUCCAGCCUCAUCGCGACCUAGACCUCCCAGACGACGGAGGAAAGACUCGACUUCAGGAGAAGAAGAUCUCAUUGAUGGGUUUGGAAUAGCCAGUUUUGUGACAUUGGAAGCUCUGGAGAAAGACAUUGCGUUAAAACCCCAUGAGCGCUUGGAGAAGCUUCAGAAUCCCCUUGCAAAGAAAAAACGCAACGAACUGCAAAAUGGCUUAAGUUUCCAUGCCAACAAGAAUAGGCACAGCUACCGCCAUGGAAGUUCUGACAGGGAAAAUGACCACAGCUUGAGUCAUGGCCAUGGAAAGCAGAAGCGCUUUCAGAAGAGGCACAGACAGCUCAAGCCUUCCCAACACAGCUGCAGGGACAGCGACAGUGGAAGUAUCAGCAGUGAUUCUAAGGCUUCCAACAGGGGCUGCUCACAUGAAAGACUGAGUGAUAGCUCUGCGCAUUCCAGUUUGGGAACUGGUUAUUUUUGUGACAGUGAAAGUGACCCAGAUGAGAAGUGGAACGUGUUUGAGGCAGGAAGUAAAAUCAGAGAAGUGUACUUUUCCAGAAUGUACUUGGAGCGGCAUAGCGGUGCUGUGAGUAGAGCUGCUGCCUCACGGCUCCAGGUUUCGGAUGCCACUUCUGAGAAACUUUUCAAUACGACCACAAGCAAAGUUACUGACUUCAGUGUCAGUGCACUAACAACAAAUGACACCCGAGAAGCAAGAGGACCGAAUGUCCCCAAGAUAUCAGGGUUAGAACGAAGUCAGGAGAAAAGCCAGGAAGGUUCCAAAGACCAGCUGCUCGUGCUUGCCGUGGCUAAGGAGCCUGCUCCCCAGGCUCAGAACCCACCUCAACCCCAGUCCCUGUCCCUGUCCCAAACCCAGUCCCAAUCCCAAACCCAAACCCAAUCCCAAUCCCAAAUAAAACUGUGCUCUCCACUUCCUGUGCAGAACCAGCUUACACAGAUUCCACCCCUUUCACAGCCAAAGGCUCCACCACCAUCCCAGGCUCAAGCCCAAACCCAGUCGCAGCCCCUCCCUCCGUCCCAGCCCCUCCUUCCGUCCCAGCCCCUCCUUCCGUCCCAGCCUCUCCUUCCAUCCCAAUCUGUACCUGUCCCUCAAACCCAACCCCAGGCCCAACCACAACCCCAAUCCAUAUCUCAGCCCCCAAAUCAAGUCCAGGCUCAAACACCCCAGCACCAGCCUCAAACUCCCCAGCAUCAGCCUCACCCUCAGCCACCAUCUCCUGCUCAGCCAGUUCUUCAAACUCAGCUUCCAUCUCGGCCAACAUCUCGUAGCCUCCCACAAUCUCUCUCUGUCUACAGCAGCAGUCUAAGCCUGAAUAGCAUAAGCAGCAGCAGAAGCAGCACUCCAGUCAAGCCGCAGGCCCCUCCAGCGCACAUCUCCCACCAUCCUUCUACUCCAAGCUUUUCCUUGCCUCUGGGGGCCCACAAUACUUCACAUACCUUCACACCUAGUCUGCAGCCUGCAAACCAUUCACAUCAUCCCACCAUGUUUGCCCCACACACAGCUCUGCCACCACCUCCUCCACUGACAUCAAGUGCACUUCAGGUUCCAGGACAUCCUGCUGGAGCCGGGUAUUCUGAACAAGAACUUCUGCGACAAGAGCUGAACACCAGAUUUUUGGCCUCGCAGAGUGCUGACCGAGGAGCCUCGCUGGGACCGCCACCCUACAUGCGGGCGGAAUUUCACCAGCAUCAACACCAGCACACCCAUCAGCACACCCACCAGCACACGUUUGCGCCAUUUCCGCACACCAUCCCGCCAACGGCCAUCAUGCCAACACCUGCACCACCCAUGGUGCGUACCCAAGGCAGAAAUUUUGACAAAUACCCAACAAAAGUCGAUCCUUUCUACCGACACAGUUUGUUUCAUUCCUAUCCUCCGUCCAUGGCUGGAAUUUCUCCCAUGAUUCCACCUACAGGUCCUUUUGGUUCUCUGCAAGGAGCAUUUCAGCCAAAGACCUCCAAUCCCAUUGAUGUGGCAGGAAGGCCUGGAGCUGUUCCCCAUACCCUCCUGCAGAAAGACCCCAGGUUGACAGAUCCAUUCAGACCAAUGCUGAGGAAGCCUGGCAAGUGGUGUGCCAUGCAUGUUCACAUAGCGUGGCAGAUAUACCAUCAUCAGCAGAAAGUCAAGCAACAGAUACAGUCAGAUCCACACAAACUCGACUUCGGCUUGAAACCCGAAUUCCUGAGCAGACCACCAGGUCCCAACAUGUUCGGAGCUAUCCACCACCCCCAUGAGCUGGCUCGCCCUGCAACCCUCUUCUCCACUGCUGGCACCACACAUCCGACUGGAAAUCCCUUUGGACCUUCGCCUCAUCACAACAGCUUCCUGAGUCCGGCUGCUCACUUAGAGCCAUUUAAUAGACCAAGUGGUUUGACUGGUCUGAGAUCCUUAAGUAACAGCGCCUUUGGUGGACUGGGGAACCCUUCAAUCACAUCCAACACAAUGUUCAGCCACAAAGAUGGCCCCAGUAUGCAGAGCUUUAGCAAUCCUCAUGAGCCUUGGAAUCGACUCCACCGAACGCCACCUUCGUUUCCAACCCCACCCCCUUGGCUGAAGCCAGGGGAGGCAGAGCGCAGUUCCUCUGUAGCCGCUCAUGACAGAGAUAGAGAUGUAGAAAAACGAGACUCUACCGUUAGUAAAGAUGAAAAAGAAAGGGAUACUAUGGAGAAGCGACACUCCACCCAUACUUCAUCUCCGUCUGUAAAUCAAGUUAAUUCUUUGGGACACAACCGUAGUUCCACUGAGCACAACAGAAAUCAUGUAAAUAGUGAACUGCGUGAUAAGGAAAAGCCAAGAGAACGAGAACACACAGAUACUUGGAAGGACUCGUCUGUUGAUGAACACAAAGUUAAAGAAAACCAUGCUCCUGAUAAGGAGAGCCUGGGACUGGAUGGCAGGAUUGGGGAGGACUCCAACAAGCAUAUGAACAGAGUCAAUUCACCUUACAUCAGACUGCCAAGCACAGACAGCACAAGGGCCAACAGCUACGCCAACAGAGAAGUAGAUCGGAAAAGUGAGUCUUCAUAUGACCAUCAGAAGAAAAAUAAUGAAAUUAAAGUAAAGGAGGAACGGAAGGAAGACAACGACAUUAUUUCAGAGGUGAUUCAGACACAAAGGCCCUCCGAGCACUCCCAGCCCACUUCAUUGCCCAGUGUUCAUCCUAGCCCCUCGAUGACCUCCAUGCCUAUGGCUAUGGCCAUGAGUGGGGUGCAUCCCAUGAAUAGCAUUAAUACACUGGACAGGACACGGAUGGUAGCUCCCUUUAUGGGGAUUAGCCCAAUACCUGGAAGUGAGCGCUUUCCAUAUCCUCCUUUCCAUUGGGAUCCAAUGAGGGAUCCUUUGCGAGAUCCAUACAGGGGGUUGGACAUUCAUCGCAGAGAUCCACUAGCCAGAGACUUCUUAUUGAGAAGUGACCCCUUGCAACGACUGUCAACACCAAGGUUUUAUGAAGCAGAACGCUCUUACAGGGAUAGGGAGCCCCACGACUACAACCGUGAUCAUCCAUUAGCUAUGGAUCCCAGACGUGAGCAUGAAAGGAUGAGCCACUUGGAAGAACGAGAAAGACUGAACAUGCUCAGAGACGACUACGAACAUGGACGCCUUCAUCCCAUCCACGCAGCUGCCCUGGAUGGUCACAUGCCUCAUCCCAGUCUUUUAACACCAGGACUUCCUAGCAUGCACUACCCUAGAGUGAGCCCUUCAGCAGCUCACCAGAAUGGCAUCCUCAAUAAGACUCCUCCCACAGCAGCUCUGAGUGCUCCUCCCCCUCUCAUACCGACAGGUGGGGCACGUGCUGGUUCUCCUAGAAGGACUACUCCUUUGACUAGCACAGAGGCAAGAGACAGGCCCCCUUCUCACACACACAAAGACAUUGAAGCACGAUAAUACAGACAUGGAAAAAUAAAUGAAGGUAACUAUUAAGGACAUCCUUCAAUCAAGGCCACUUUUGUAGUGUGAUAACCCACCGAAUAAAGCAUUGGACUUCAAUGAACAGUAAUCAGUGGGUGUGGCCUUCACCAACGUAAAAAUGUAAAAUUACUUUGCAGAAAAUACACUUUUGUACAUUUUAAGCUUAAAUUUUGCAAAUGUUUAAUGUCAAUUUGUUCCUUUCUUCCUGUUAAUUUUAUUUGUAGUAUAUAUAUAAAAAUGUGUUGUGAAGAAAGAGCAAACUAAAAAGAGUAAGUGGUAUAUUUAUCAAGGAAUUGGGUAUGUGGUAAAUGAGGAGGCCUAAGAAGAAAAGCUAAAUUGUCUUUGAAGAGUUAUGGUUAAGACCUGGAUUGAAGGAAUCAAGCUGUAUAGAUGACUGUAUAGAGGAAGUUCCAUGGCUGAAUGGUACAUAUAUGCAAAAAGGAAAAGACAAAAAAGCUUUACCAUGUACAAAUGUAAAUACAUUGAAGGGCGGCUGUUUGACAGUCAGUUCAGAAGCAUCGGACAAAGCGUGCUAUUGGGAGAUUAAUUAUCUGUUAACACAGUCUGCUUGUGCUGUGUUGGAUAACUUUUUGUGGCUGUACAGAUAUUCCCAACUAUGCAAGCAGGUGAAUGCCCCGGCUUUUCAUGCAAAAGUCUGCAUUCCUCAAUGGAGCCUUUUCAACACAAUUCAUUUAACCGCGUCUAGCACAUUACAUUGUGUCUAAGGAUUGUAAACUAUGUUAAUGAAGUAAAAUUAGUUCUGUUGGUCUAAUAGUGUAUUAAAGUGCUAUCUGAAGUUGUUUAUUCUGUUUUGAAAAAAUUCUAUCUAUGACAGUUGUUUCUUAUGAGCAGAGAUCUAUUUUAGUAGUCACCUGAAGGUUUAGUUGUGCGCUUCAAAUUUGUGAACUCCUGAUGUUGUGCAGUGUUUUUGAGAAACAAAAAAAAUAAUGUACACUGGAUCAGUAGUGCUAGAACUCAAUAUUGCCUAUAGACUUUCAUUUGCAGAUAUGCUGUUUAUCAUGUACGUAAUGAAGUCCUUUACAGAUCCUAUUGUAAAGUGAAGCGACUCUGAAUCUUCGGCAUGUGCUUCAUAAACAAAACUUGUGUUAUGUAAAUUGUGCCAUGUUAUUAAAAAAUUGA
Pristis pectinata (smalltooth sawfish) is the source of this 6690-nucleotide messenger RNA. RefSeq names its product activator of transcription and developmental regulator AUTS2 a (gene auts2a). Bases 1465 to 5526 code for a protein of 1353 amino acids. The record is from RefSeq and is a predicted model, not a curated record. NCBI's taxonomy places the organism in Eukaryota, Metazoa, Chordata, Chondrichthyes, Rhinopristiformes, Pristidae. The transcript is spliced from 21 exons.